Molecule: messenger RNA, 759 nt
Organism: Adineta steineri
Lineage: Eukaryota; Metazoa; Rotifera; Eurotatoria; Adinetida; Adinetidae
Source: the annotation of a GenBank genome assembly
AUGGAUGAGAAAUCUAGUGAAACUUUAUUUCCAUCAAUUAAAGGACAUAUGAUUAAUAUUCCAAAUGAUGUGCAACCAUUAACCAUUAAAGAUUCGACUGUUUUCAUCGGUAAAAAUGAAGCUCAUCGUCCAGGAACACUACGCUUUCGAUUUUUGAUGGUUGCAAUUAUAUUAUUAGGAUUUGGAAUUGGAGCAAUUAUAUUACGACCGGUUUUAUAUCGUGCUGUUCGAGUUGGGUUGAUUGAUGAAAUAAUGAAUUCUGUCUGCAAUUCAUCACUGAAUCGUGGUACUUCAACUGCAUCAGCAUCUUCGAAUGUAGUCAGUCAGACUCAGUCAAGUACAACAAGUGAACGCCGAGAUGCUACUCUAUUUUCAAUAAAUAACCCGUACUCAAGUUUGGACGAGCUCGUUCAGUUUAAUACAGUCUAUAUUGCACAUUCUGGUCAAGCGACAUUGUCAUUCUUUACUCAAGAUGAUUACUAUUCAACAUAUAUUGAUGACAUUUCAGUUACAAACUCCAAUGGAGAUCAAUUACUCGCCAACGGUAAUUUUGAGAAUGGUACUUUCGGGUGGCAAGGUUUAUCAUAUCUAGCAACAUCAUCUUAUUGCAAUAAUCGUUGCUAUGGUAGUUAUAAUAAAGUAGGAAAUACAUUGUCACAAACAUUCAAUGUUGCACCAGGAACUGUUCUUUAUAUUGGUUUUAAACUUCGAUGGACUGGCAGUGGAUCAGCCAUUCGUAUUAAUGUUACCAUCAACUGA